AUUCGUCAAAAUUCCAGGUUUACGAAUACCCAACUCGCGGUCCUUCCUGGGGUGAUCGAAUCUUUCCAUCAUGGUCGUGGGUAACGAAACGAAAUCUGUCACACUGGCUUCCUAUUAUCCGGCUACGCUAAAUCCAAUAUUUAUGGGAGCACAUCCCCCAACUCGUUAUGAUUUCCCAUACGAUUCGAGCGCUCAACGAGUAACCUAUUUUCAAAAUUAUCGAAAUGAAACAUUGUCACGGUUCGUGAUGCCACCUUACGAUUGGGGAGUACAAAAAAGUCCGUACAGCCCCAAGCCCGAUAUCGUGGCCGGUGUCAAAGGUCGGAAUUUGGAUCGAUUGCUCGCAGUACCAUUCAACGAUAUCGAGACAGUUGAUUCGGUGCGACUGAAAGAAAUCGAUGAUUUCUACAAGGUACUCGUACUAUCUUCAAUAAUAGCGGCCAAUUUUUGGCCGAAGGAAAGCCUCCGAUAG
Molecule: messenger RNA, 472 nt
Organism: Venturia canescens
Lineage: Eukaryota; Metazoa; Arthropoda; Insecta; Hymenoptera; Ichneumonidae
Exons: 2
Coding region: 71-472 (133 amino acids)
Source: RefSeq, a predicted model, not a curated record